This is a messenger RNA of Kickxella alabastrina, 2256 nucleotides long. Its product is annotated as P-loop containing nucleoside triphosphate hydrolase protein. The coding region runs from base 135 to 2123 and encodes 662 amino acids. The record is from RefSeq and is a predicted model, not a curated record. Gene Ontology annotation, cellular component: membrane. The transcript has 2 exons. Lineage: Eukaryota; Fungi; Kickxellomycota; Kickxellomycetes; Kickxellales; Kickxellaceae. Gene Ontology annotation, molecular function: ATP binding; ATP hydrolysis activity; ABC-type transporter activity.
CCGCAAAGGAGGCAAUAGCACAAUUUAAAAUGACUAUAUAUUCUAAAUAUUCGCAUUUGAACCCCACUAUUCCCUCAUACUCACAAUUACUUUAAAUCUUAAUCGAUAUUAUAAUAUUUAUAUUCUACUAUUUUAUGAUGGCCGCUCAACAUGACAACAAUGAAAAGCGCGAGAGACCCACUCCCAUCCUCAGCUGGAGCAACCUCAACUAUGAUGUCAAGACCAAGCAGCAGGGAGUGCGGCGAAUCCUGCACAACCUCAGCGGCAAUAUUUAUUCCGGCGAACUGGUUGCCAUCAUGGGCUCGUCCGGAGCAGGCAAAACCACACUCCUCAACGUCCUCGCAGGCCGCGUCCAAGAAGGAAGCCUUUAUGGCAACAUCCAGUUCAAUGGCACCAAGCGCAAUCCACACACUUUUAAGCGGCUCUUGGCUUUUGUUGAGCAAGAUGAUCUCAUGUUCCCGCAGCUAACCGUUGAAGAAACGCUAAAAACUUCAGCAGACUUGCGGUUGUCCAACGAAAAGUACACCAAGGAGGAAAAACGCGACCGUGUGGACAUGGUUAUGCGCCAGCUGCGACUUACCCACGUCAAGGACACUGCCAUUGGCGGAUAUGGAACCCGUGGCGUUUCGGGCGGCGAGCGCAAGCGCGUGAGCAUCGGCUCAGAGCUGGUCACGGAUCCGUCCAUUUUGGUUCUGGAUGAGCCGUCAUCAGGACUGGACUCGUCGUCAGCCGAGAUGGUGGUUAGUCUGACCAAGGAGAUGUCUAGGGAGCGCAACCUCUGCACGCUGAUGACCAUCCAUCAGCCCAGUGCUGAGAUGGUGGCCAAGUUUGACAAGCUCAUUCUUUUGGCGCAGGGCAAGCUGGUGUACAUGGGACCAGCUUCUCAGGCGCUACCCUACUUUGAGAGCCUCGGGUUCCCGUCGACUAACUCCAACCCGGCUAAUUUUUUUAUUGAUUUGACCACCGUUGACUUUUCGUCGGACGAGGCCAUGCACAAGAGUGAGCAGCACAUUCAAUUUUUGGCAGAUUCGUUUGCCGAUUUCCGCGCUAAUGGGAGCCAGCUUGUGGUCCAUUCAUCAAACGAUUCGUCUGUUUCGGCAGCUACUGCGGAUGACACUCCUGGACUUUCCGCCGACUUCAGCAAAAGCUACAUCAGCAACGACAUUACGCAGGAGGAGGCCAAUUUGGUUCUGUACGAGCCCACGCCAACAAACAGCUGGGCCAGCGAGUUCUGGACACUUCUUAACCGUGACUGGAUUCUUUUGAAGCGCCACAGAUCGCUGGUACUUGGACUCUUAAUCCAGUGCUUGUGCAUAAUUAUCUUUAUUGGCUUUGUCUUCUUCCAGCUAAAAACUGACCAGGCAUCCAUCCAGAACCGCAUCGGCGCUUUGUUUAUGUUCUCAAUUAUUUGCUCGUACCCGCUGGUUUUCCCAGUCACGACAAUGAUUAUGUCUGGUCGCAGUGUUCUGUUGCGCGAGCGCUCCGCUGGAACCUAUCGUAUGACAAGCUACUUCUUUGCCAAGUCGUUGAGCUUUUUCCCAUUGGCAUUCAUUCCGUAUACAAUUUCGUAUAUUGGCGUCUACUUUAUUGCGCACUUUCAGUAUGACGCGGCCAAGUUCUUUAUUGGUCUGGCCAACACGUACGCACUGCUGUUUACCUCCCUGGCCUUUGCAUUUGGUGUUUCCAUGAUUGUAAAAAGCAUGGAGGUUGCUUUCAUUAUUUCGCCUGUCGUGAUGUCCAACCUCAUGCUGUUUGCCGGCAACAUGGCUAACUCUAAAGCCGUUACCCCCGUGCUGAGAUGGAUCAAGUACGUGUGCAUGUAUUACUACUCAUACUCGGCAUUUGUGCAGAACGAAUUUAACGGCUUGGUGUUCACAUGCGACUCCAAUGACACUGCUUGCUAUGGAACUGGCGAAGAGGUUGUCAAGGCAUAUGGACUGGGUGAACAGGCUAUUUGGCUGUGCAUUGUGAUCAACUUGGUAAUUGGUGUGGGUACAUUUGCAAUUGCAUAUGUCUUGACGCGCUGGCUCGCCAAGCCCAGGUGCGGCGGCAGGCGCCGGGUUGGCAACAGGAGCAGCAAUAGCAACAGCAGCAAGGAAGGUGAAGACGAGGGCGGAGACUGAGAACUUCAUUGUGGUUAGAAUAAAAAGUGCUGGAUAUUUUGAGUGUUGUGUUGAAUAGUUUAGUUGGUCUUGGUUAGAAUAAAAGCUGUGUAUGUGUGUAUGGCUGUAUGUGAAUGAUGUUUUUAAUAUUGAG